CUAGUUCAGUUCUAGUUCAGUUCUAGUUCAGUUCUAGUUCAGUUCUAGUUCAGUUCUAGUUCAGUUCUAGUUCAGUUCUAGUUCAGUUCUAGUUCAGUUUUAGUUCUAGUUCUAAAUUAAUGUGUAGUUUCCAGAUAACGUGCGAGUACUUUGAGUAAAAUUUUUAAAUGUAUUUUGUUUUUGUUACAAUAACAAAAUACAAAUGAAAUUUUAACUCAAAAUGCUCGCAUGCUAUCUAGAAACAGCACCUAAGACUUUUUCUCUCGGCUAUAUUCCAUAUUAAUCGAAACUACAAGUGUUUGCCUAUUAUAGCGAUUGCCUUAAUUCACUGAAAUUAACAAAUUGUCUUGAAAUACAAAUGAAACACCCAAAAGUGUAAUAGCUAAUAAUGGGAAUUACAACACUUGUGCACUUUGACAAUUAAGAUAAACCAUCUAAAGAAUAAUUAAAAUACAAAACUAUGGUAACAGAAAACAUUUAUAAACGUUUAGACUAAGCGACAUAAACUACAGUCAAAAGAGAACCAUUUAGAGGAACUAAACCAGAGCUAAGUACCGGUGAAAGUGUUUUAAAAAAGGAAACGGAAAAUGAUGCGUGUACGUGAUGUGGUUGAGGAAUAUUUACAAAAUUCCACAUUACAUGGAGCACGCUUUAUAGUGGAUAAAGAGUUAACCUGGUUGGAAAAGACAUUUUGGGGUUUAUGUCUGUUGGCUUCCUGGUUUGCAUCGUGGAAUUUAAUUAAAGUGUCAUUGGCUGCUUUUGAAAAUAAUGCAAUUAGCUUCGGUGUAGAAUCCAGCUAUCGCGAUUGGGAGACAAAUUUCCCGGCCAUAGUAGUGUGUGAAUCCAAAAAUAUGGAUAGAAUACAAGAGGUGGCGGAGCAACUUUGGGGUGCUGACCACGAUUUCACUUUAGAAGAAGUUCUAAGUGAAAUUGCUUUCUUUCGUGGCGAAUCGUAUCACACAGUGCACGAAUGUGGUGGUGAGGAACCAUCGGAAAAUUGUUUCUAUUCGAAUUUCUCCUACUAUGCUCAAUUGGUUCGUAGCAGUUGCGAGAAUACUAUUAAGAAUUGUUUGUGGAAUAAUAAACCUUUUGAGUGCUGUAAAUAUUUUCAACGUAUGGAAACCGAAUUGGGUCUCUGUUAUGCCAUAAAUUCUUUGCAGGCAGGAAAGAAUAAUGGUCCCAAGUUGAGUAUGUGGUCGAAUAGGUAUACGGGACCAGGUGCACUGCGAAUGGAUAUUUAUACGGAGGCUGUGGUUUUUAUUUUGGGCGAAGAGGAAGUACCCACUUUGGUUACACCCAAAACAGAUUAUUUAGUAGUGGGUCCCUACAUCUCUUUUGUACGUCACAUUUCCAAAAGGGACAUUCAAAAUGAUGAACAAAUUCGUGAGACCAGUGUAGCACAGCGGAAUUGUCGUUUUAACGAUGAAAAUAAUUUAGAUGUACAUCGCUAUUAUAGCUAUAGUGCCUGUACCGUUCAAUGUCGCAAGGAUAAACAAUUAGAAUUGUGUAAUUGUUCCAGUCAUCUAUCACCGAAUACACCCAGUUGGCAGAAAUGCAAUAUGGAUGGUUUGGAGUGCCUCAAUCGUAACUAUGAAGAUUUAUCGGUUAUUAUAGCGAAAUGGUCUAAGGGUCGUAAAGGUUUGGUGUGUGAUUGUUUGCCUUCAUGUACUGAGGUGGAUAUUACUACAGUGGUGGAUAGUAAAGAGAACAUCUAUAAUCAAAAUCCUGUAUCAAAAGUAGAAAUUGCUUUGGUGGAAUUACCUACCGAACGUUAUAAACGUAAUGUGGUUAGAGGCAAAUUGGAUUUAGUGGUAUCCAUUGGUGGUACUACGGGUUUAUUUGUGGGCGCUAGCCUCUUAAGUUUUGUGGAAAUCUUCUACUACAUUACCAUACGUCCCUAUGGUAGCAUGUUGUACGAGAAACGUUUAGUGCGUCAACAAUUACAACAAACUGCUUCCUAAUUGUGUCGGGGAAGGUGUGUAUGUGUGUUUGUGUUGUAAACUUAUCUCUAUGAUCUUGACUUUGUUUCUAUGUGUCGUUAACUUAGAGUGAUCUAGAUAAAAAGAUGUUUAUUUGCUUUAUGUGUUGAUAAAAUUCUGUAAUUGCAAUUAUCGUUGCGCAAAGAUAGCGAUA
Molecule: messenger RNA, 2133 nt
Organism: Lucilia sericata (common green bottle fly)
Lineage: Eukaryota; Metazoa; Arthropoda; Insecta; Diptera; Calliphoridae
Product: sodium channel protein Nach
Exons: 8
Coding region: 588-1961 (457 amino acids)
Biological process (GO): sodium ion transmembrane transport
Cellular component (GO): membrane
Molecular function (GO): ligand-gated sodium channel activity
Source: RefSeq, a predicted model, not a curated record